This is a messenger RNA of Symbiodinium pilosum, 1716 nucleotides long. Lineage: Eukaryota; Dinophyceae; Suessiales; Symbiodiniaceae. The record is from the annotation of a GenBank genome assembly.
AUGACCGGCUUAAUGCUGCUCAAUCUUUUUGCGCAGCUUGGGUUUGUCGCGGUUGUGCAGAUCGACAUGCUGGAGGAUGUCCUGCAGCCCGAUCAGCUCAAGGAGCUUCUUCUCUUUAGGGCCAAUGUGGCCCAUGAGGCAAAGUACGCAGAUUUAGGUGGAGGGCGCUCCCUGGCGCGUCGCAUUUGUAGCCAAGAUAAUUCUCUCCAUCUGGCAAACUCACAGACCGGCUUGGUCUCUGAUUUGUACAGCUACAGCGCAAUUGGUCCAGUGCUGGCGCUGUUGGCCAUUUUCUGCUGGCUUAGCACCACUCUGAAGGAGGUAUUUAAUGUAGUGACGUUCAUGGACGCAGUCCGAUCAUGUCCCGUGGGUGACAUCACCUUGGUAACGGCAGAAGCGGGUGAGGAAGCAGAAGAGAGUGCAAUUGCCAUGUCGCAGAUGUCGCUCUGGCGGAAGUACAUGCUUUAUGGGCUUGUCUCCAUGCCGCGUAUGGUGGUGGCCUGCAUGCUUCUGGUAACGGGCACGCAGUAUCUCGCAAACACCUUGAAUCUGUCCGAUCUCAUUUUGAAUGCCGUUGCCCUGGCCUUCAUUUUGGACCUGGACGAGCUAAUAGCGUCCGCUUUCAUGCCGCGCAGACCACGCUUCUUGUUGGAGAGGCUGGGCACACUGCGGGUUACGCAGUCUCCUGUCCCGGGCCUGGAGCAGUUCAAGGUGGGCCUCCAGGAGCGUAUCUGGGACGUCUUGAAGAUCACAUUCCUCAUCAUCGGCCUUGUCAUUUCCUGGCUUUACCUGCUGCAGCCUUUGCACCAGAGGUCGCAUUUGGCGCUCAACAUCCUUUGCAGCGGCGAGCAAGACUUCAUCUAUGCGGUAAAUUCAGCAACCGGAAUCAUCGAAGCUGCGCCAACUUUUCAUAGGGAGGGUCCACUGACGCUCAGCUGGCAGCAAGAGGGCGUGCUCAGGCAUGCAAACAUUACUCUGUCCCUGGCGCGACCUUUGGAAGGCCUGGAUAUGGAUUUUGUGAGCCUUCAGCAGGGUGACCCGGCAUUUCUUGGGGAGGAUGCAGAUGACACGCCCACAAUGCAGAAACUUGCCGGUGGAGCAAUGUUGCUGCAGCGGCAAGUGAACUACCAUGCACGGACAACGCCUUUCCUGAAGACCUUGUCGAAAUCAAGAGACCACUUCUGCGCCGUGUACAAUCUUAGCAGCGUGCGGGCACUCUGUCCUCAGACCUGUGGCUGCGACGAUCCAUUAGAGUCUGCUGCGGCGGCAUUCGCCACGGUCCCUUUCGGAUGUCCCAAGAUGUGUACGCCUCUCCGCGAUGAAUCGCCGGCACUUCUGCAUGCCCCAUGCCAGGAUUUCAGCAAGCAGAAGCUCAUUGCCAGCGAGUACAUCAAGCGAUACCUGACGGGCGCAUUCACAAUCAGUCUGUUAACCCCUGAGACACGACGGGCCGCCGUGCUCAUGUACAAAGAGACAGUCAAGCGAAAGUACAGCAGUUCUCUAUCCGGCCGCAACAAGACGGCGGCCUUGCAACAAGUUGUUGACUAUUAUGCAUCUGGCAAUUGGCAUCGUGACGUGGUGAAGGGAAAGUACGAGCUUGGCCUUGGCAUCCCACACCCUCGGGGCUUGGAAGGCUGCGCAUUUCUGGCCUCGGAAGAAGUCGUGGAGUUGGCCGGCGGAAGCAUCUGCACCCCACGCGCUGAACUGGAUAUCUUU